Molecule: messenger RNA, 6937 nt
Organism: Clupea harengus (Atlantic herring)
Lineage: Eukaryota; Metazoa; Chordata; Actinopteri; Clupeiformes; Clupeidae
Gene: nfat5a
Product: nuclear factor of activated T cells 5a
Exons: 13
Coding region: 1492-6012 (1506 amino acids)
Biological process (GO): calcineurin-NFAT signaling cascade; regulation of transcription by RNA polymerase II; cytokine production
Cellular component (GO): transcription regulator complex
Molecular function (GO): transcription factor binding; DNA-binding transcription factor activity, RNA polymerase II-specific; RNA polymerase II cis-regulatory region sequence-specific DNA binding
Source: RefSeq, a predicted model, not a curated record
UUUUGCAUAGACUACUGACAAAAGCAAUUGUAUGCCUUAAUAAAUCCCUAACUUCCUUUGUGUCAUCAUUGAAACAAUUCCCCUCUCAUUGUCAUAUUGAAAAUAUUGCGACCGGUAUAUUGGUCAAAUAAACAUGCAAACAUUUCUCUCAGUCUCACACAAAACACUGUGAAAACAUAUAUAUUACAAAUAAAAUAAAUAAUAAUUAUUAUUAUUAUAUAACUUAAGUAUAGUCACUCGUCUAUGGCAAUCAGAUAUCUAAUGACGUUGACACUAUACACACUCUUUCAAGAGGAUAAAGUAGGCUAGUUUGAUCCGAGUACUGAUAGCCUAAGACAUUGUGGGAUAUCUCCCUUGCUAUUAUAGUAAAUUGAACUAGCCUGCAAUUUAACUUAAUUAAAACAAAAAAAGGAAAUAAAAAAAACAGAUGCCCAUCAGUUACUCUUCUUACACAUUGUUUCUACAUUUAAACAGUUGAACAUUUUCAAUUUCAUUUUAUCGGUUAAACUUAAAUAUUUAAAGAGUUAAACAUUGUUUUUAUUUAAUCAUAGCGCUUGCUUAAAACAUUUAAACAUGUUUUAAAACAUUUAAACAUGUUUUACUUCUCACCAUACAAUAUACAAGUUAAGCGCAUGUCCGGGGUUAUGUUAGCUCUCCCUUCAAACAUCUAAUAUAACAUAAGCUAUAAACUCAUCACCAAAUAGGUUUUAAAGGCUGUAAGAGCAAUGCCAUACAUAAAUAGACCUGCAGUUAGAUGUUUAAGUUUCUCGUUCCGUGUUUUCACCCUCAACUCCGCGCCCGGGGCUCCGCUCCACACGCGCUUUGGGAACUACUGCGUUAUAGACAGGUAACUCAUACUCGCAAGAAUGCCAUUCAAACACAACUUGUAACUUGCUGCCUCAGGUCUAUGCAUUCGUGACCAUGUAGGCCUGUGGGCAUACUACAGUCAUCUACAGUAGACCACCCAGGUGGAUUCCCCAUAGCUCAAGUCAGCUAGAGGCUAACGCGCUUGCGUGGCAAAGGGGGAGGAGACGCUCGAGGAAACGAUGUGUGGGUUGUUAGCUGUCGCUAGCUAUCCUAGCAUCAUGGUGGGGUUUACUUGUAGAUAGCUGGCACACACGUAGUUACGGUAUCGUAGCAAUAGUGCAGCUGUCAUUUGUUUUCUGUUUUACUCCUGGCUCAUCUCCAGUAUUACUGAAUUUUGGGGCUGUCUUGUCUAAGGCACUUGUUUUCUUGAGGGAUACGUCUGUUUUCAUUUUCUCUCAUGAGGCAUUAGCCAGCUAUGCCCUCUGAUUUUAUAUCGCUGCUUAGCGCGGAUAUCGACCUUAAUUCCCCCAAAUCCCUCUAUUCAAAAGAUCUCUCUCUCUGUCUAUCCUGGUCUCACUCACUUUUCUGUCUCCCUUUCUCUCUGUCUUGCUCCCAGAGUCGGUGUAUGACCUGCUCCCCAAAGAGCUGCAGCUGCCAGGCCCCUCGCAGCCGGACAGGCCCACUAUGAGUCAGAAGAGCGGAGGAGAGGCCGGUCCUCCCCCUCCGGCAGCGCUGGCCGCAGAUGCUGCCUCCUCCUGCAACAUCUCCUCCAGCCCUGUAGGGGGCAACAGCACCGCGCUUCCUGGCUCCUCCUGCCCCAGCAUGCUCUCCACUACCUCAGCCCCCGAGCAGGGCUCCCGGGUCCUUGGCGCCCCCCUGGAAGAGGGUGGUCCAGGUGGCCCAGGAGGCUCGGGGCUGGGUGUGGAGGCAGCUUUGGGGGCCGCGGGCGACAGCAGCGGAGGGGCCCAGCCGAGUCAGAUCACCCCCUCCAAGCGGCGGACAGUGCUGAACAUCUCGCCGCCGCCGGAGGACCUGCUGGACGACAGCCGCAUGUCGUGCCAGGAGGAGGCACCGCUGCCGGACUCGGAGCAGAGCGGCAGCAUGUGGAUGGAGGAGUCGCUCUCCAGCUUCAGCAUGGCCAGCAGUAGCUCCUACAAUGACAACACGGAGGUGCCGCGCAAGUCCCGCAAGCGCACGCCACGCCAGAGGCCCGGGUCCAAGCCCGCUGCCGCCCAGGCGCCCAGCAUGGAGGUGUUUGAUGCCGACAGCGCCAAUGCGCCCCACUUCGUGCUGUCCCAGUUGGGCUCUGACGCCAAAGCCAGCCCCAAGGGCAGCUCCCUGGAGGCGGGCGGCACGCUGCGGACGGGGGUCCUGGCAGCGCAGUUCCCCCAGAAGACUGAGGGCAAGGAGCUGAAGAUCCUGGUGCAGCCGGAGACCCAGCACCGGGCGCGCUACCUCACCGAGGGCAGCAGGGGCUCUGUCAAGGACCGCACCCAGCAGGGCUUCCCUACUGUCAAGCUGGAGGGAGUGAGUGAGCCGGUGGUGCUGCAGGUGUUUGUGGCGAACGACACGGGGCGGGUCAAGCCCCACGGCUUCUACCAGGCCUGCAGGGUGACGGGACGCAACACCACCGCCUGCAAGGAGGUGGACAUCGAGGGGACCACCGUCAUCGAAGUCAGCCUGGAGCCUACCAACAGCAUGACCCUGGCUGUGGACUGCGUCGGCAUUCUGAAGCUCCGCAACGCAGACGUGGAGGCACGCAUCGGGGUGGCGGGCUCCAAGAAGAAAAGCACACGUGCCCGCCUGGCCUUCCGCGUCCACAUCCCGCGUCCCGACGGCUCCAUGCUCGCACUGCAGACCACCUCCUCGCCCAUCCUCUGCACUCAGCCAGCAGGUGUGCCUGAAAUCCUGAAGAAGAGCCUGCACAGUUGCUCAGUGAUGGGCGGAGAGGAGGUGUUUAUCAUCGGCAAGAACUUCCUCAAGGGAACCAAAGUCCUGUUCCAGGACAUCAGCUCAGAUGACAGUGGCUGGCAGGCUGAGGCUGAGAUUGACAUGGAGCUGUUUCAUCAGAAUCACCUGAUUGUGAAGGUGCCUCCGUACCGGGACCUGAGUAUCACCUCUCCUGUGGCAGUGGGCGUCUGGAUCGUGACCAACGCCGGGAGAACAAAUGAACUGCAGCCAUUCACUUUCACUCCCCACUCCGAGCCCUCAGCAGAUGUGCCUGUGAAGUCCGAGGCGCCAACCCCAGCCAAGUCCUGCCCGUUUGAGGACCAAGUGAAAGCAAUGCAAACCGGGAACAGUAAUAUUGACAGCACCAUGAUGACUCCGCUGAUUUUAAAACGAGAAGAGGUCACCCCUAUGGAGGUGUACACUAAUGCCCCGGCAUCCAACGUCUUUAAGCCCGACGACGUCCUUGGAGCCCCACAGCAAAUUCUGGAGGUGAACGUCAACCUCCCCCCCUCAGGCAGUGAGUCUUUCCCCAGUCCAGCCCCUCUCCAACCUGGCAGCGCCCAGCCGCCACAGGCCCCCAUGUUCUCGUCGGCAGAGCCCUUGAGCACCAUCCAGAAGCAAGACAUUGCCCCCAGCGCCUCCUUCCAGGUGUCCCUGUCUGAGGACACCACCGUCCUGCAGCCUGUACCCCCUCAGGUGCCCCAGCAGUUCAUGCGGGAAACCCCCGAGACCCUCUCCCCAGAGGAGAGCGGCUCUGAGGAGGCCGGGAUGCUGGUGAUGGGCAUGCCCCAGCUGGUGGAGGGCUCGCCGGCCGUGCCCCAGCAGUCCCCCGUGCCCACCCUGCUCCCCCAGGACAGUGUGGCUCAGCUGGAGAGGGCGGUGCGAGAGCUGCAAGCGGGAGGGGGCUCCUUGGUGCAGCAGGUCCUGGUGGCUGCCGCAACGCAGCAGCAGCUCAACUCGGUACUGUACAGCCCCACGCCCUCAGCUGACAUCCUGCAGAAACAUGUUCAGGAGAACAUGAAUAGCCUUCAGCUGGGAGGAAACGAUAGAUCUAUGAACAGUCAACAACAACGACAUCAACAACAGCAACAUCAACAGCAACAUCAACAACAGCAGCAACAUCAACAACAGCAGCAACAUCAUCAACAACAGCAACAUCAACAACAACAACAGCAACAUCAACAACAACAACAGCAACAUCAUCAACAACAGCAACAUCAGCAACAACAGCAACAGCAACAACAGCAGCAGCAGCAGCAGCAGCAGCAGCAGCAGCAGCAGCAACAACAGCAGCAGCAGCAACAGUCCUUGCUGGAAAAUCUGCAACAGCAGCAUCAGCAAGCUUUGGAAAAUCUUCAUCAUCAACAGAACGUGCUGGAAAAUUUGAAACAGCAUCAGAAAGUUCUUGAGAACAUCCAUCAACAUCAGCAAGUCUUGGAGAACAUGCAGCAGCCACACCAGGAGGUUCUGGAGAACCUGCAGCAGCAACAGCAGCAGCACCCCAAAGUUCUGGAGACUAUUCAGCAGCAGCAGCAGCAGCAGAACUCUUUAGUCAACCUGCAACAUCAGAAGGUUCUGAAUGACCUGCAGCAGCAAAAGAGUUUUGAGAACCUUCAGCAGCAGCAGAACGUCUUCAAGAGCCUGGAGCAGUUGCAGUCAGAGCUCAUGCAGCAUCAGCAGAUCCCCAUGCAGUGCACCCCUAGUUUCUCUCCCAGCGAGGCCCCAAAGCAGCAAGCCCCCACCGGCCACCCUUCCGAGGGUCUUCUCCUUAGUGCCCCCCAACAACAACAACAACAACAACAACAACAACAACAACAACAACAAGCACUUUUCCAACAGGCUGGUGGGCUCUUGACAAUCCAGACAUCCAGCUUCCUUCAGCAGCCUCCCUCCCAUCCUUCCCCCCCCCAGCAGCUUUUCCAGACGCAGAACCCAAUGUCUGAAGCUCAGAGUCAGCAGACUGUGCUGUUCGGGUCCGAACCUGCCCCAGCUCAGGCGCAGGUCCAAGCCUCUCUUUUCCCCGGCGCCAUCACAAUGCUAGCUGCCGACCAACAACAGCAGGCCUCCUCUGCCCUCUUCCUGGAUCAGGGGGUUCUACCGGGCCAGCUGGCAACAGACAGCAGUCAGAACCUGCAGCAGCAGCAGCAGCAGCAGCAGCAACAACAGCAACAGCAACAUAUGGCUUUCCUUACCCCCAUGCAGACGUCUGUGUCUGAUGCCCAGUCGGUGUCGCUACUUCAGGGGCAGAUCCAGUUGUCCACUCCUAUGGAGCAGCAGCGAUCGCCACAGCAACAGAUGCAGCCAGCUGCCCAGCCAGUGCCCCUGUACCAGAGCCAACCCCAGCAGCAGCAGCAGCAGCAGCAGCCGCCGCAGCAGCAGCAGACGGGCCUGCUGUUCUGCACUAAUCCCCUGAACCCCCAGGACCUGCCCUCCUCGCUGCUCUUCAGCAGCCAGCCCCAGGGCCUCUUCCAGGACCAGCAGCCCAUGCAGGUGGUACCCAGCACUGGGAGUGUGACGGUGCAAGCUGCUCCCAACCGGCCCUCUGUCCCUCAGCAUCAGGCAUCCCAGAGUCCUCUGCUGUUCUCCCAGUCCGGUGUGGUGUCAGUGGCACAGCAGGACACUGCAGAGCCAAUGUCCUUCCAGGAGCAGAGUGUGGUGGUGGGUGACCCCUCAGCGCAGGGUGGCUCCUCGCAGUCAGGGCUGUUUCAGGACCAGCAGCCCAUGCAGGUGGUUCCCAGUUCGGGCGGUGUGUCAGUCACCUCCAGUGAACAGCCCUCCGUUGGCCUUUAUCUGCCGCAGGCAGCCAUUACGGCUCUGCAAGGGGGCGCGGGCACCCAGGAGAUGCCUGCGGCUGCCGCCACAGCGGCCAUCUUUGCUGGGCAGAGUGCAAUGUCAGUAGGGGGGCUUCAGAGCUCAAGUGGCUCCACAGCACAACCGGCCCCUGAUACACUCUUCCAGUCGGGCAUGGCUGGGGCCCUUAGCCAGCCUGGACAGACUCCGCAGCCUGGCCUCUUCCUGUUUGAACUACCCAAUGAUUGCAGUCAGCUCAUGAAUCCUCAAGGUCCUUCGCUAACCAACCAGCUUGUCUCCCUGGGACACCCUGGGCCCAAUCAGAACCAGCUGCCGAGCAGUGCCCAGAUCCAGAACCUCCUGGAGCAGUCCAGCAGCCUGAACGACACCCAGAACAUGGUGAAGAUCGACGACUUCCUGGAGACGCUGCAGGAGCAAGAGAAGAAUCUGUCAGGGGACUUUUAGGUCCGGUAGGCUGAAGUAGGGCAUUGUGAUCAGUACAAGCUCUCAUGGCCUCCUUGUGUUCAGCAGCGUGAGUGUGUAAAGAGGCCCUACUGUAAAUCUGCUCGUCUCAUGGAGUCAUGCUGCUGAGACAGUGCGCCAUGUGACUUGAACUCAUGAGGCUACAUCAGCAUCCCAUGAGGUCUAGUAAGGGUGGGGACGGCAGCAUAUCACAUGGGGGGGGAGUACUAUGCUACACCUAUGUCUCAUGUCAGCACUUUGUUUUUCACUGCCUCCUCUCCUCUCCUCUCCUUUUUUUUUUUUUUUUUCAACUGUGAAGUCAUUAACGCAACUCUUCUUUCUUCUUUCAUUUCCUCUUAAGUUGUCCUUAAGUAGGUGAUUUUUUUUUUUUCUUCUGUAGUCCAUUUUACAGAAAGCGACUUAUUGUUAUCGAAAUCUAUACUCUUUUUAAGUGUAUUUUUUUUAACCAUGGUAAUCUUUAGCACUUUAGAGGGCUGUGCACAACCAGAGGCCUUAGCAGAACGGAUCCUCUCCUCUGGCCCACAGCAAGCCCGUUGCUCUUGUGUUUCCAAGUCACUUGUACGGCUUUCUAGGGCUUUGUGUUUUUGUUUUUAUACCAAAACCAGUAUCUUUCUCCAUAGGUAACGGUUGCAUGUCCAACAUUUUCAUACUCCUAUUUUCUUCUGCCAUCAUGGUCUAUUUUUUGUUUUGUAAAUCUUUUUGUAUUGUGUGUUCCUGUGAGAGUGUGUGUGUACAUCUGUGUGUUUGUGUGGGUGGGUGUGUGCUCCUUGUUGUCAGUACAUGACUUCUUGUAAGAUGAGGCUAGCUAUUCAAGUAGCCCCUGUUAACAGAUAACAGAAGGGUUCGGUACAUAGCUUCUCAUUCAUUCCAGUCAGAAGUAGGCCAUACUGCUUUUGUGUGCAUCUGU